Musa acuminata subsp. malaccensis (wild Malaysian banana) is the source of this 1383-nucleotide messenger RNA. The record is from RefSeq and is a predicted model, not a curated record. NCBI's taxonomy places the organism in Eukaryota, Viridiplantae, Streptophyta, Magnoliopsida, Zingiberales, Musaceae.
UGCGACAGAGGAAAAGAGGGGAAGACGACCCUAAGAAGCGGAAGCGGAAGCGAAGGCGAAGGAAGAGAGAGAGAGAGAGAGAGCAAUUGAGAGAGAAGGAUGGAUGUGGUGAAAGCGCAGCAGAUGGCCGGGCGGGCGGUGGAGAAGGUGAUAGUGCACCCGCUGGUGCUGCUGAGCAUCGUGGACAACUACAACCGCGUCGCCCGCGACACCCGCAAGCGCGUCAUCGGCGUCCUCCUCGGAUCCUCCGCCAAGGGCACCGUCGACGUCACCAACUCCUACGCAGUUCCUUUUGAAGAAGAUGAAAAGGACCCAAGCAUUUGGUUUUUGGAUCAUAAUUACCAUGAAUCAAUGUUCUCCAUGUUUAAAAGAAUAAAUGCCAAGGAGCAUGUUGUGGGUUGGUACAGCACAGGUCCAAAGCUACGGGAAAAUGAUUUGGACAUUCAUGCUUUGUUUAAUGAUUAUGUUCCUAAUCCUGUGUUGGUGAUUAUUGACGUCCAACCUAAGGAGCUUGGUAUACCUACCAAAGCCUACUAUGCUGUUGAAGAGGUCAAAGAGAAUGCUACACAGAAAAGUCAGAAGGUGUUUGUGCAUGUACCUUCAGAAAUUGCUGCUCAUGAAGUUGAGGAAAUUGGAGUGGAACACUUGCUGAGGGAUGUCAAGGAUACAACAAUCAGCACUCUUGCAACAGAGGUUACUGGCAAACUUGCAGCUUUGAAAGGGCUAGAUGCAAGGUUACGUGAGAUACGUGGUUAUCUAGACCUUGUAAUUGAUGGGAAGUUACCAAUGAAUCAUGAGAUUUUGUACCAUUUGCAGGACAUAUUUAAUCUACUUCCGAACCUUAACGUGAAUGAAUUGAUCAAGGCUUUUGCAGUGAAAACAAAUGACAUGAUGCUAGUUAUAUAUCUUUCUUCCCUCAUCCGGAGUGUUAUUGCACUUCACAACUUGAUAAAUAACAAAAUGCUCAACAAGGAACAUGAAAAAGCUGAAGAUUCCAACCCCACGGCGAUACCCAAUGCAGCAGGAAGCUAAGGAUCAUAUGUUCAAGGAUAUCGCUUUGGAAAUAGAGCUAAUGAUCUUUAUUUCACAUGGUCCUAUCGUGCAGAAUUUCACGGCACAUACGUUUGGAUGUAUUUCCGUACUGAACUACAAAGAACUGAUUGAAGAUGCAUAUCAAAGUUUUCUCUUGUAAUUUUUAAUAUUCCUAGUUGGCUACGCUGAAACAGGCUCAGUUUGGAUUUAGAGGCCUCUAAGAACUUUCAAUUUGUAUCAUUAGUUCAUUACUUCAGCAACCCUUCCUUACCUGCUUAGGACUGGGAAGAGAGUACUCACAAGUUGGCUGUAUCAAUGAAUUUGGAUUUAGUUUGCACCUUUCCCCUGAGA